UAAGAACUGAGUAUGUCAUACUAGAUCGGACGUGGCCGAUUAAGACAAAGAAGAAGAAGAAGAAGAAGAAGAAGAAGAAGAAGAGUAUGUCAUAUAGCGAGAAAUAUAUUAAAGACAAAGUGACUGAAGGAUUGAAAGCUUCACACGUGGAACCAUUUUCGAAAUUUCUGCGAUUAGUUUUGCGAUUCGAGGAUAAAUUUUGGGGCCUUGCAUAAGGGAAAAUGCAGGGAAAACUGCAACUCGCCUUGGUCUCCUGUUUUGCCAUUCUCUUGAGAUGCUGUGUCAUUCAUCAUUCGCACAGCGGAGAGGGCAAGCCUCCUAUGUACGGAGAUUAUGAAGCACAGCGACACUGGCAAGAAAUCACAUUGAAUCUACCCUUUGAUAAGUGGUAUAUCAAUACCACAGAAAAUGAUCUACAAUAUUGGGGUUUAGAUUAUCCACCUUUAACAGCAUAUCACAGUCUUUUAUUAGGUCACAUUGCAAACAGAAUAGAUCCGUCUUUUGUAAAACUGCAGGAAUCCAGAGGAUUUGAGACUGUAGAGCAUAAACACUUUAUGAGAUCGACUGUCUUAAUUGCAGAUAUUUUAAUUUAUAUACCAGCAAUUAUUUAUUUUGUAAUCAAUUUGCAUUUGCCAGAUAGUUAUCAAUAUAAUGAGUCCAAUAUAUUCAAGUUUAAGAAAAGAGACGCCAUCCUUUUGACAAUGCUGAUUUAUCCAGGGUUAAUAUUAAUAGAUCAUGGACAUUUUCAAUACAAUUGCGUGUCGCUGGGUUUCUUCGUCGCCGCUGUAGCUGCUAUGAUGCAAGAUUCAGUCAUCCUUAGCUCAAUUCUGUUUGUCUUAGCGCUGAACUAUAAACAAAUGGAAUUGUAUCACGCUUUACCAUUUUUCUCUUAUAUACUUGGGAUUCAUAUAUCCAAUAAGACAAAAUCUUGGUUUUUUUGUAUUCGCAUGUUGACAUGCAUCUCUUUUGUAGUACUAUUAACGUUUUACAUUAUUUGGAUACCAUUUUUCAAAAGUAGAGAUUUAUUUUUCAGUACAGUGCUCAGAUUAUUCCCGUUUUCCAGGGGUGUAUUUGAAGAUAAAGUUGCCAACAUGUGGUGUGCAAUCAAUAUUUUUUGUAAAUUACGACAGAUUUUUACGAACGCGCAAUUAGCCAAAAUUUGUUUAACGGCAACAACAUGCGCAAUUUUACCGAGUAGCAUCAAUUUAUAUUUUUUACCUACAAAAGAUACAUUUAUACUUUCUCUAAUAAAUUCCGCCAUAGCGUUUUUCCUUUUCUCAUUUCAAGUUCACGAAAAGUCUAUUCUUUUAGUUGCCGUACCGGUUUUAUUGUAUUUUAAUAAUGAUCCUCUUCCUUGUUUUUGGUUUUUGAUCAUAUCACAUUUUAGUAUGUUACCAUUAUUUAUAAAAGAUGAGCUAUAUCUUGCUUAUCUUGCCACAAUAGUUUUUUAUUUCUGUUUGAUUUUUUGGAUGUGGUCCGAUGUAUUUCACAAUGACAAAACAAAGAGUUUGUUAAAUAAGAGUACAUCAAGAUCAAAGGAUAGAAUGCAACAAUAUGAAAAAAAUAAAUCUCUUUCAAAUUUACUAAGCUAUAAUAAAAAAUUGUGGCUCUCUAUUGCGUUCUAUGGAUCCAUUUUAGGUGUAUUACUUCUUUCUAUCAUUAGUAAAUUUGUAAAACCCCCUGAAAAAUAUCCUGACUUAUUUUCUCUCUUGGUAUCGAUUUAUUCAUGUGGACAUUUUCUAGUCUUUUUUGUGUAUUUCAAUUAUGUCCAACUAUUUGUCCUAAGGAAAGAUAUUCUGGCGAGUAAAGUUAAAUCACAUUGAUGGAGUUAUUGAAAAUAGAAAAAAAUGUGUAUAAAUUAUUAUAAAUAAUAAAUAAAAAUCUAAUAGAAUCUA
Messenger RNA from Cataglyphis hispanica, 1895 nucleotides. RefSeq names its product probable dolichyl pyrophosphate Man9GlcNAc2 alpha-1,3-glucosyltransferase. The transcript has 2 exons. Gene Ontology annotation, molecular function: dolichyl pyrophosphate Man9GlcNAc2 alpha-1,3-glucosyltransferase activity. The coding region runs from base 222 to 1823 and encodes 533 amino acids. Gene Ontology annotation, biological process: protein N-linked glycosylation. The record is from RefSeq and is a predicted model, not a curated record. Gene Ontology annotation, cellular component: endoplasmic reticulum membrane. NCBI's taxonomy places the organism in Eukaryota, Metazoa, Arthropoda, Insecta, Hymenoptera, Formicidae.